CUUGAUGAUUAUUGAUUAAUGAUACCCUUUUUCCUUUUCCCUUCAUUCUUGAAAUUUAAAGUUAGUACUGAAAAUACAUGAAAGUCCAGAUGCUCUUUUCCUUUCAAUUUACAAUAUGCAUUAAUAUAUCCUCAUAACCAAAUUGUCCGCCUCAACGGAUACAAAAUCAAGUAUAUAUCAUUAGGAGGAAAUAUGCAAAUUUACAGUCUUAAAGUAGUUGGGGUGGUUAACGUAAAUUACUGUAUAAUUUCUCAUAUGUUCAGAAGAUCUGCCAUAAAAUUAGUCGUUUUGACCGCUUCUUAGUGACCAAUAUUUAUCUGAUUUAUGUAGCAUCAAAGUACGUUUUUGUUUAAUUUGCUGAAAGAAUAAUCACUUUUGGCUACUUUGCUGUUUUUAAGGGGUAGGAUUGAUUCUGUGUGAUUCUUCCUGGCUAAGAUCCAUCAUUGGGAUGUACAGAAAAUCCUUAAAAAUAAUCUCAACAUUCUUAGGCUGAUGAUCUUCUACGGAUCUCCUUGGAUUUUUAAAAAAAUUAAAGUUUUCAUCACCAAAAUCAAUGAUAAAUAGUACUAGGAAAAGAGUUAGUUGUGUUGUACUGUGAAACAAACAAUGCUUAGGAGUAAAGAUACUGUCACUGCACUUUUAGCAUUACCCACCGGAAAUGCCAUCAAUUAGGUGUCUCAUUAGGGAUCAGAAUUGGGAAAUUCUCAGGAAGGUUGUCCAGCUUACUACCUACCAUUUACUCAAUUCUCCAAAAAAUCUGUUCUUGAUCAUCUUCCCAUCAUUUGAACCUCAUCAGUUAAUCUUGUGAGUGUGUGUGUGUGUGUGUGUGUGAAUUUGAUGGGCAUUUUUCCAAAGAAGCGGUUGUUUUGAUGGCUGUUUUUGGAUCUUGAUUACAUGUAUUUUUAGAAUGUGCAUAUGGGCUUCUUCAGUUCUUGGUUGGGAAAAGAUGCAAAAAGAUCAUUCACCAUCAAAAGGAAAGACAGUGAUGCAGGCGAAGCAGCCCGUGCAUUGGAAGAACUUAGAGGCUCUCUCUAUAAUGAGCUGCGAACUUCUGAGGGAGCCAAACGGCAGCAACAACGAUUCUGCGGACCGCAAGUGGCGAUGACCUUCAAUUUCGUGGUUGCGGUCUCAAUAAUUCUGGGAAACAAAUUGGUUAUGGGGAGAGUUGGGUUCAAUUACCCAAUAUUCCUGACUUUAAUCCAUUACACUACUGCCUGGGUUUUGUUGGCUAUAUUCAAGGCACUUGGAUUGCUUCCAGUCUCACCUCCUUCGAAAUCAACUCCAUUCUCUUCACUUUUCUCAUUGGGUGCUGUUAUGGCUUUUGCUUCUGGUCUUGCCAACACUAGUCUUAAGCAUAACAGUGUUGGUUUCUACCAGAUGGCUAAAAUUGCUGUCACUCCAACCAUUGUGAUUGCUGAGUUCAUCCUUUUCAGAAAAACCAUAUCAUUCCACAAGGUUUUGGCUCUAGCCGUCGUGUCCAUAGGCGUAGCAGUUGCAACUGUAACAGACCUGGAAUUCAAUUUAUUCGGUGCUGGUGCAGCAAUAGCUUGGAUUAUUCCUAGUGCAAUAAACAAAAUCCUUUGGUCUAAUCUCCAGCAACAAAGUAACUGGACUGCCCUUGCGUUAAUGUGGAAGACAACCCCGGUAACAAUAUUCUUCUUACUUGCCCUCAUGCCUUGGAUGGAUCCACCAGGGGUUUUAACCUUCAAAUGGGAUGUCCAAAACGUGACUGCCAUUCUCACAUCAGCUUUGCUUGGCUUUCUCUUGCAAUGGUCAGGAGCUCUGGCACUUGGUGCCACUUCUGCAACUUCACAUGUGGUUUUAGGACAGUUCAAAACAUGUGUCCUAAUAUUAGCAGGGUACAUACUAUUUGGUUCUGAUCCAGGAACAUUGAGCAUCUGUGGUGCUUUUGCUGCUUUUGGUGGAAUGACCGUUUACACCUCUCUCAAUUUGAAAGAAUCGCGCGAGAAAGAGAGUAGUCAUAGCCUGCUACCAAAGCAAAAUCUACUUCCUCCUCAAAAUCACAAGAAACUGGAAGAACUCUUGGAGGAGGCUGUUGUGGUUGAGAAUACUUCCACGUCCAGCCCUGCCUAAACUGGUGGUUUUUCCUAUGCAUAAUCGAAGUAGAGUCUGGCGUCACUUCUUGACGCGCUGGUUACAUGUUAUGUGCAACCGGAGUAUUACAGAGAUUGGGAGUUCAAAACUCACCAAUUGCAUAAGUAGAGCAUUCAACCACCGUAUGCCUAGUAAAAGAAGAAAAGGAUUGCAGUUCAUUGAUGGAUUGACUUUGGACCCUGUACAGACUCACAAAAUUUGAACCAGCAACUUUCUCUUUUGUUUAACAGAAUAAUUCCUAGUAAGCAGAUUUUUGGGGUAAGAAAAUCAGCAUGUUAAUAUCAUUUCUUUUGAGAUAUGUGAUCUUUUUUUAACUGGUUACAUUUCAUCUAGAGAAAGAACUUUUCAGGGUUUCAUUUUGUUUUUCUUUUUCAAAUACUCAUAUUUAACAA
Molecule: messenger RNA, 2507 nt
Organism: Oldenlandia corymbosa var. corymbosa
Lineage: Eukaryota; Viridiplantae; Streptophyta; Magnoliopsida; Gentianales; Rubiaceae
Source: the annotation of a GenBank genome assembly